This is a messenger RNA of Procambarus clarkii (red swamp crayfish), 3842 nucleotides long. NCBI's taxonomy places the organism in Eukaryota, Metazoa, Arthropoda, Malacostraca, Decapoda, Cambaridae. The record is from RefSeq and is a predicted model, not a curated record.
AUGGCCGUCUCGCCGACCUACGUACGCUUCUUCAGUGUCUUCUGCUUCCAAGGAGGGGUGUUUCGUGAUCCCCUGCCUCGUUAUGCGACUUGCGACAGUGAACUUCGGGAGUGGCCGUUUCUGCCUGAUUUGGUGAUUCCUGAGUUUAUGCAGGCCCCACACCAGAAGGGGGAUCGACUCCCUACUGACAUGGAAUAUUUGAUUUGGGAGGCCUAUAAGAAAAGCUACGACAUGAGGAACGGUCCAGCGACACACUGGAAGAGUCCGGACCACCUGGGGCUUCGCGCCACCUUCGAGGCGGCCAGGAACGCCCUCAACAUCCAGCGAGUGCAGACUCCCGACGAAGGCAUCUACCGCUGCAGGGUUGACUUCAGGAUCAACCCCACGCUCACCUUUAUCUCUAACCUCUCCGUUAUUGUGCCUCCCCGACGCCUGUUGGUCUACAUUGAUCAGGACGCUGAAGUUCGCGGAGUAGUGGGGCCCUUCCUGGAGGGGGAGACGGUCACCCUCAACUGUCGGGCGGAGGGCGGGUCGCCGCCCCCGAGCGUCACCUGGUGGGAGGGCGCCGUUCUCCUGGACAUGACCUCGGAGGAGGAGACGUCCGAGCAGGUGACCAACACCCUGGUGGUGACCUCGCUAACGAGACGUGACCUCCACCGGCCGCUGACGUGUCAGGCCAGCAACACCAACCUCACCAGGCCGCUUCAGACCACCGUCACCAUCAACAUGAGCUUUCCUCCCCUGUGGGUGAGAAUCCUGGGGGACAGAGCGCCCCUCAGUGCCGGACGGCCGUACGACCUCCAGUGCCAAAUUGUAGGUGCCAAGCCUCCAGCUGCCGUCACCUGGCGCCUCCAAAACAGCGUACUUGGCGGCCAUAGAGACGAGGUCUCCCAGGAAGGCAACGUGACUAACAGCGAGUUAAGAUGGACACCCAGUGUGAAGGAUGCUGGCAAGGUGAUCUCCUGUCAGGCAGACUCUCCCGUGCUGGAGGCUGGCCCCAUGGUCGACGACUGGCGUCUCCAGAUAUAUUAUGUGCCUAUGACCAGACUUCGCCCAGGCCGCUCUCUCAACCUCAGCAAUAUAGAGGAGGGCGAUGACGUCUAUUUUGAGUGUUCCAUCAGAGCCAACCCUUGGGUCUACAAGAUCAGCUGGCUACACGAGGUAAGGCCGCCAUUCCCUGUUGCUCCUAUGUACAUUAAAAGUAUAACUGUAUUUGACUGUAAUGAGAAGUAUAAAGAACCAAUCUGUGGAGUAAUUGUUAGCAAAACUCUCAUCUCGUGUCAUCCAAGAGAUGGUCGUGGAUUCGACUCUCGCCAGGUAGGAACGAAUGGACCUGCUGACAUCAGACCGCCCGACAUCAGACCGCCCGACAUCAGACCGCCCGACAUCAGACCAGCCGACAUCAGACCAGCCGACAUCAGACCAGCUGACAUCAGACCAGCCGACAUCAGACCACAUGACAGUAGACCAGCCGACAUCAGAUCUGCCGACAUCGGACCACAUGACAUCAGACCAGCCGAAAUCAGACCACCUGAUAUCAGACCAGCCGACAUCAGACCACAUGACAUCAGAGCAGCUGACAUCAGACCAGCUGACAUCAGACCAGCCGACAUCAGACCACCUGACAGACCAGCCUACCUCAGACCAGCAGACAUCAGACCAUCCGACAUCGGACCACAUGACAUCAGACCAGCCGACAUCAGACCACCUGACAUCAGACCAGCCGACAUCAGACCACAUGACAUCAGACCAGCCGACAUCAGAGCAGCCGACAUCAGAUCUGCCGACAUUGGACCACAUGACAUCAGACCAGCCGACAUCAGACCACCUGACAUCAGACCAGCCGACAUCAGACCACAUGACAUCAGACCAGCUGACAUCAGACAAGCCGACAACAGACAAGCCAACAUCAGACCAGCUGACAUCAGACCACCUGACAUCGGACCAGCCGACAUCGGACCUGCCGACAUCGGACCAGCCGACAUCAGACAAGCCGACAACAGACAAGCCAACAUCAGAGCAGCCGACAUCGGACCAGCCGACAUCGGACCAGCCGACAUCGGACUAGCCGACAUCAGACCACCUGACAGACCAGCCGACAUGAUACCAGCCAACCUCAGCCCAGCCGACAUCAGACCACCUUGUCGUCCAGAUCCAGUGCACAACUGCUCGGCGUAUAAUCUGACCGUGUCGGUGACCUUCGUACUGCUGGAGCUCUACGAGCCUCGCUCCAACCGCUUGCUGGCCAAUGUUACCAAUAAGGUGCCGACGUUCGCGGUGCCGGGGCUGGCGUCAGGGGUGGCCUUCAUGGGCGUGAUCUACUCCACCAACGAGAAGGGCAGAGGAGAGAUGGUGUCCCUGCAGGUGUACACGGUCAAGGACAUGCCUGAGAGGCCCUUAGCGGCUGUAAAACCCCCGCCCUCCCGCGGCAAAUCAUCGCUACCUCUCAACCUCAACUCCAUCAUCGCCCUGGUGGUGGGCGGCGUGGGCGGCCUCUUGGUGGUGGGCAUGAUCGUGUGCGCUGUGGUGCGCCUGCGUCUGGAGAGAGGGGCGGUGGUGGGUGGAGUUGGUGGGCGGCCAGGGGUGGGGGGUUGUGGGCGUGGGGGGGAAGGGGAUAUGAAGUCGAGCAUGGAAGAGGUAGGGGUGGCGCAGGGGGCGUCCCCCCUCCUAAUGCCGCCCCCUGCCACCACCCUCAAGGACCUCCCCCCACCACCCUCCUCCUCCCCUACCGACCCGGAUGAGAUGAACCCGGAUGUCAUCCCCCACUCAGACGCAGACUCCUGGCACAUUGAAGGUGUCAACACCAUCAGCUCGUCAACCCUGGCUACGGGGUACGCCACCUUGCCCAGGACUGCCCACCUGCACAGUCACCCUGCCACCUUCCAGCAGGCGUGUGUGGGCGGCAGCAGUGCCCACUACGCCGAGCUCUUCCUGCCUGGAGCUGCCGCAGCACAGCCACACCACUGCCACCAGCCACAGCGCGUCCUGUACGCAGCUUUUGACCAGCGAGAGCGGUACCCCGCGCCCCAGCAGCACUACCAGUCCUCGGCGUUCCAGCCCACGCUACCAGCCUCCAGUACGCCCACGCCACACCACCACCAACCGCACCACACGCGCGCGGGACACCCACAGGCGACCCAGGAGCCAAUCUGGACGCCUUCUGCGACGGCGAUAGUCCGGCGGCACUCACUGAGACGCGAUCCUUACACGAGUAACCACGAGGCGACGGUGCCACUCAUUGCUAGCCAGAAGGAGAGCUCCGUCUAGGUUCUGCUAGCUGACGUGUCAACGGCGGCGUCAGCGGCCGUGUCAACGACGGCGUCAGCGGCCAUGUCAGUAGUGGCGUCAGCUGGGUGUCAGCAGUGGCGUCAGCGGCCGUGUCAGCAGUGGCGUCAGCGGCCAUGUCAGCAGUGGCAUCAGCGGCCGUGUAAGCAGUGGUGUCAGCGGCGGUGUAAGCAGUGGCGUCAGCGGCCAUGUAAGCAGUGGCGUCAGCGGCCGUGUAAGCAGUGGCGUCAGCGGCCGUGCAAGCAGUGGCGUCAGCGGCCGUGUAAGCAGUGGCGUUAGCGGCCGUGCAAGCAGUGGCGUCAGCGGCCGUGCAAGCAGUGGCGUCAGCGGCCGUGUAAGCAGUGGCGUCAGCGGCGGUGUCAGUGAUGGCAUCAGGAUGAUGUACUCAAACAGAGAUGGGACUACAAGCAAGACCAGUGAACUAAGGGAAAAAUCGCAAGAAAUAAACCCAAAUGUAAUUGGACUCGCAGAAAGAAAACUCACAGGAAUCAUAACAAAUGCAGUGUUUCCCCAGGACUACACUGUAAUAAGGAAAGAGAGGGAAGGAAGAAGAGGAG